AAUGAUGGCAAAUUUUGAAAAUCAUUAAAAUACAUAAGUUCCUUAAUCCCAAAAUUAAAUGUAGAAUCAAUAAGAAGUAGCAACAUUUAAAAAUACAAAGGCCACCAUAGAUCUAAUUGCAUUAGAAAAAUAAUUUACUACUCCAUCUAAACUUUAAUCAUUGAGUGUACUAAAAUUUGAUAUAGGAUAUAUAAAUCAAAAUAUAAUCCCAAAUUAAAAAAAAAACCCUGAAAUAACUAACUUCUAUAAAAAUCUCGUAUGCGAUAUAAUUGUAAUUUAUAGGUAUCAGAAUUGCAAUAAUAGCUUUCAACAAUAACAUAGAAUAUUAAGGAUGAAUAAAUUGAAGAAAUAUAAUAUAUGAAAAUGGUGAAUACUACAUUAUAAGAGGAAUAACUAAAGUUUACAAUAGCUACAUCAGUUAUGAAGAAUAGAAUUGGUUUGAGAUGUAGAACAUUACAAUAAGAAAUACAAGGAUUGCAAAAUAAUAAAUUUGAUAAAAUUUGUUAAGAAUUUGGUUGUGGUCCUAGUUUGACAUAAAAAUUGUUAUUUUAAGAAUUUUAAGAUAAGCCAUUUAAAUAAAAAGCAAAAGAAUUAUUUAUUAGGCACAAAGAAUAUUUAAAUUUAAUAUAAUAUUUAAGUACUCAUUUGAAAGAAGAAAAAAGAGAGCUUAUUGAAUUUUUGAUAGGUAAACUAGAAAAAAGCAAAGCCUUUUAAAAUGAUUUGAAGGAAGGCAAAAAUAUUGAUUAUUCUAAAUUCUACAUUUCUGAAUUCAAAGAAAUAACUGAAGAGUAAUUUCUUGGGAUUUCUAAAAAAGAAUAUUUGGAAAAAAUAUAAAAUAUGCAGGAUUAAGUGAAUUAAGCUUAUAAAGAAGAAUAACUUUAUUAUAAGGUGGCAUCUCUCGCUAAACCUAUUGUUUAAAUUAUUCCUGGAACAAAUUAAAUGCAGAGAAUCAGUCCAGCAGAUAUAUGCAAGCAAUAUUUUGCUAGAUAUGAAGAAUUAUAGAAAUAUUUGACAGAUUAAAAAGAUGUAAGUUGGACUCCUUUGCCUAUAUUUAAAUUGGAUACUGAAAAUAGAGAAAUUUCUACUGUAAAUAAAGAUGUUCAAAAUGGAAUACUAAGAAUUCAAUUUAAAAAUUUUAUAAAUGGAGAUAAAUUCUUUAUUUAAUUUGAAUUAUUAAUUGGAAAGUAAGGAAUUAUUUAUUUAAUUAUAGUUAAGUAUAUCAAGCAAAAACAGAGUAAGCUGAUGGUUAAGGUAGAUUGAAUUAUAAUUAAGAUAUAAAUCUAAAAGAAUUUAAGAAUGGAACAAAAGAGAUUCAUUUAUCUGUAAUAGAUAUUAAGGUAUUUAACAAAGGAUGGCUAUCAAAUGAUUUAAAAGGAUAAGGUAAAAUUGAGUUGAAUGAUUUGCUUGAUAUGUCUACAAUAGAAGGUGAUCUUUAAUUGAAUGAGAAAACUGUUUUACAAUAUAGUAUAAUGUUGAGGGAAUCAAUUAAUAGAAAAAAAACUGUAACUACAGCAUAAAUACUGAAAACUUACCCAAAAUUUGAUAAAAUAAGUGGAUUAGAUGAAUAUUUGGAAUAAAAACUAAAAGAAAUACCAAAUGAACCAAUUUAAUAUUCAAAGCUUGAAAUUAAAAAACUAUAAUAAUAAUAAUAAAAUUAAAUUGAAGAAGAAGAAUGUUAAGGUCCAUAAUUAUAACCAGAUUAAUUAAUUGUAUUAUUAUUAAUUCAAUUAGAUUCUUAAUCAUUAAGAGAUUGAUGAAGAAUUUUUAAAUGUUAAAAAAUUAGCAUAAUAAAUGCCACAAUUAGAAGAAGAUUUAUUGAAUCCAGAUAAUCCAUUAAAAGGAAGUGUUUAUUAUUUUUUAGUUUAAUAUUCCUCUUUUUUAUUAUAGAAAUCUGUUGAAUUAAAAUAAGAUCCCUCCCAAAAAUUACAUUCAAGAUUUGUUUAAAAAUUAGGGGAAGAUUGUUUAAGAUAAUAAAAUAAACUUAAAAAAAAAUUAAUGGAUGAUAUGGAGGGUUAUUUUGAUGAUUUGUAAAAGAUUAUAAAAAAAGAUUAAUUAAUUAUUAAAUUAUAUAAGUAGGCUUUAGCACCAAAUUGGUAGAAAUUUGUAGAAGGCAGAUUAGAAAUUGCAUUAUAAGAAGAGAAAGCAAUUUAAGAAUAAUUAUGA
Messenger RNA from Paramecium pentaurelia, 2163 nucleotides. The record is from the annotation of a GenBank genome assembly. NCBI's taxonomy places the organism in Eukaryota, Ciliophora, Oligohymenophorea, Peniculida, Parameciidae.